GUGCGUUCUAAGCAGCUAGGCGUGACUUAGUGUGGGAGAAAAGACAGGGCAGCUCAAUACGUCACAACCUCGGUAAUUUAAACACUGCAGAAUUUCGAGAAGGACGGAGACUAGAAACGAUAACUGACGAGAACACAUUUAAUUUUGCAGCAGAACUUGUGGACAUUGGUUUUUGGUUAGGUUUAUUAUUUCAGAAUUGUCUAACAUUUGUGAAGUCGUCUUCAACAAAAUUUGUGAUAACUUUUUAUAUGAGACUGCGACAUUUUGAUUGACAGUCUUUCAUAGAAACAGAAGAACUAUGUACUACAAAAUAUCACUGGCAGUUGUUUUAUUAAGUUUAUACACAGCAUCAGGGUCCGAAGAGUUUACAAACACAGAUUCAACAAACGAUGAGUCAUUUAGUAGAGUCCGACGUGGGGGGUUCAGCAUGCUUCGACUUGGGCGUGGCCUGCAGAUGUUACGACUUGGAAAGAGAGCUCUACCUAUGUUGAGAAUGGGCAGAUCUGGUGCAGAUUCUUUAUCAGAAGAAGAUUUACAGUAUCUGUUUAACUUGAUGAGAAACGAUAGACAGGUACCACUCCCUCGUUAUGGAAAAGAUCUAGCCUUCCAAUAUAUGUUAAUGAAUGCUUUGAAAAAUGCUGAACUUAAUAGUGCAUAUGACGAAGAUAUUGAGCCUCGUUAUGGAUUAGGUUACGAUCUCGAAUCUACAAAUGAAAGGCAAAUUCGCCCAGCACCUCGCCCGGGCAGAUACAGAAGAUCAACAGACAAAAUGGCUACCGGAAGUGACGAUAAAACAUACGUAGGCGCUGAUCAAGUUUACGAUGACAUUCCCGAUUUAGAAUCUGAAGAUAGAUAUGACGAUGAUCUAAGUGCAAGAGUUGCUCCGCUGAUGAGGUACGGUAAAUAUGUUAAUUACGAUCUUGAUGAUGAAGCCGAUGUGGACAAAAGAGCUAUGCGAAUGCUGCGUUUAGGUAGAGGAAUGAGAAUGCUUAGAUUAGGAAAACGCCCAAUGACCUCUGAUUUGUCCGAAGAUGUGACGGAAGCUGACAAACGUGCAUUGCGACUACUCAGAUUAGGAAAGCGUCCUAAAUUCGCGAUGUUGCGCAUGGGUAGAGGUGACAUGGAAGAAGAAAAAAGAGCAUUAAGAUUACUGAGACUUGGCAAAAAGUCCGACGCUGAUGAAUCGUGAUAAAAUAGCAAACAAAUACAAAAUAACAUAAAAACUGUUUUGAAAUUUUGAUCUGAAUCUCUGAUUUUAUUUUGCGAUGGAUACAUACAUAUUUAACUUGGUCAUGUUAAAAAGGGCAUACAAGAUAAAAUUAAGUUAAGAGAGCAUCAUCUUAUUUGGAAUACUUUGUUUAUAAUAAACAGUUGGUUUUGUUCUUUAACAGAAAUGACUGGGUUUUAUCGGUCUUAAAGAGCAAACAAACAAAACUAAACUCUAUUUUGUAAAUCAAAUUAACAAUACGGUUCUUUUAAAAUCAUUACAUCAUGUGGAAUUUAUUUACUUCUUGAACGAAAUAGAGCAAUGAUGUAAAAAAUGCAAACAAAGUACAGUAGGUUAACGUGUGUAUUUAUAUACUUUUCAAACUGCUGCAAAACAUAUGGUACGAAAAUUUUAUACUGAUUGUAUGUUAUAUUUUGUUGAUGUUGGUUAAAUAUUUUAUUAAUGCAAGAUCUAUUUGUAUCUCUUUUGUGUUUGAUAUACAAUAAAACAUCUGUGUCACAAAGUAA
Messenger RNA from Mercenaria mercenaria, 1734 nucleotides. Its product is annotated as myomodulin neuropeptides 1-like. The transcript has 2 exons. Bases 299 to 1189 code for a protein of 296 amino acids. The record is from RefSeq and is a predicted model, not a curated record. Lineage: Eukaryota; Metazoa; Mollusca; Bivalvia; Venerida; Veneridae.